This is a messenger RNA of Sitophilus oryzae (rice weevil), 1035 nucleotides long. RefSeq lists its product as uncharacterized. The coding region runs from base 1 to 1035 and encodes 344 amino acids. The record is from RefSeq and is a predicted model, not a curated record. Lineage: Eukaryota; Metazoa; Arthropoda; Insecta; Coleoptera; Curculionidae. The transcript has a single exon.
AUGACAAGUUACAGGACGCAAAUAGUUAGGAUAUGGAACGAUACUUACCCCCACAACCCAAAAACAUCUCAACAACUGUCAGGCCAAAUAAGAUCAGUUCUUAAUAGAAAAGUAUUUUCCCAAGCAGAGUUACAAGCCUUAAAAGAAGAAGUGACACCACACAAAGAACCGCAUUCCGCCAUACAGGAAGUUGUAGAGGAAAGUGCUGAAGACAAACGAGAAACCGUGACAACUCUUCUCACCGAGGACGAAAACGUCCCAGCGGUUAACGAACUUCACUCCCAAUUUGAAGAAAACUGUUUAAAAUACGAAGGUAUCCCGCUACAGUUAAGAGACAAAAUCCCAAAAAUCAAAUACAAUGUAAAAACUCUUCAAACUGUUAGACUGGUUAACAAUAUACUUGCUCAGAAGCUUCCCUCUAGCUCCAACCUAGAGGAAACCUGCCACCUAAUUUACAGUGCCGCAAUAACUGUUUGUAAUGCAACAGGAUGUAGUACCUCCCACAGAAUAUCACGAGAGAUCAAGACAGAUAGCAACCCACCGUGGAAAAGAAGACUGGAAUCAAAAAUAAUGAAAUUAAGGGAAGUGAUAGGGCCAAUUAACUCUUAUGCCCAAAAUCCUGCUGGCUCUAGCGUUAGAUUAAGGCAUAGAGUUAACAACAUGGCCAAAGCACACGAUCUUAAUAUCAAUGAACCAGCUUACCAACAGAACCUAAGAACGCUCCUUGAGAACCUCAAACAAAAAAUUUCCGCCUUGGGGGCUAAACUAAGAAGAUACAACAAAAGGGUUAAGCGAUACAAACAAAACCGUGAUUUCCAACUGAACCAGAAACUCUUCUACCGCAACCUUGCAACAGAUUCCCAACAACAGCAAGAAAAACCCCCAGAGAAGGCGCAUAUGAUGGAAUAUUGGAGUGAAAUAUGGUCUCAGGAAGAAAAUCAUAAUAAGGAUGCCUAUUGGCUGAGAAACGAAGAACAGAGAAACCAAGGUAUACCGGAAAUGGAAAGAAUAAUAGUAACGGCAGAAUUGGUGUGA